Messenger RNA from Mesoplodon densirostris (Blainville's beaked whale), 4164 nucleotides. RefSeq names its product contactin associated protein family member 4 (gene CNTNAP4). The record is from RefSeq and is a predicted model, not a curated record. Bases 1 to 4164 code for a protein of 1387 amino acids. NCBI's taxonomy places the organism in Eukaryota, Metazoa, Chordata, Mammalia, Artiodactyla, Ziphiidae. The transcript is spliced from 24 exons.
AUGCUCGUUCGGAAAGAUGCUGAGCGCUUUUCAGUGAGCAGUCAGGGCUGUGGUGUGUGUGUUUGUGUGUGUGUGAGAAAGAGAGAGGGAGAGAGAGAAGGAAGAGGAGGAGGUAGAGAGACCAAGAGACCCAGAGGUGCUGAAAAUCCAGACGGAGCUGGGAGACAGACUGAGAGCGGGACUGGAGCCCUCGGAGAGCCACUCAAGAUCUUUUGGGGGAGCCCAGUGAAUGUGAACAUGAGGCCUGUCACCGGAGCUAUUCUCAAGACGCUACUUCUGUUAUCUACUCCAAACUGGAACAGGGUUUUAGCUGGGAAUUCCUACGAUUGUGAUGACCCUCUGGUGUCUGCCUUGUCUCAGGCAUCAUUCAGCAGUUCAUCCGAGCUCUCUAGCAGCCAUGGUCCUGGAUUUGCAAGGCUAAAUCGAAGAGAUGGAGCUGGUGGCUGGUCUCCACUUGUGUCAAACAAAUACCAGUGGUUGCAGAUUGACCUUGGAGAGAGAAUGGAGAUCACUGCUGUGGCCACCCAAGGGGGAUAUGGGAGCUCCAACUGGGUGACCAGCUACCUCCUGAUGUUCAGUGACAGUGGCAGGAACUGGAAACAGUAUCGACAAGAGGACAGCAUCUGGGGAUUUUCAGGAAAUGCAAAUGCAGACAGUGUUGUGUACUAUAGACUCCAGCCUUCUAUCAAAGCCAGAUUUCUGCGCUUCAUCCCUUUAGAGUGGAACCCCAGGGGCAGAAUUGGGAUGCGAAUCGAGGUGUUUGGAUGUGCAUAUAGAUCAGAGGUGGUUGAUCUUGAUGGGAAAAGUUGUCUUCUCUACAGAUUUGAUCAAAAAUCCCUGAGCCCAAUAAAGGAUAUAAUUUCUUUGAAAUUUAAAACUAUGCAGAGUGAUGGGAUUCUACUUCACCGGGAAGGGCAAAAUGGAGAUUACAUCACACUGGAAUUAAGAAGAGGAAAACUCUUUUUAGUUAUUAAUUCAGGUGAAGCUAAGCUGCCCUCCACUCACGUCCCGAUCAGUCUCACCCUGGGCAGCCUGCUGGACGACCAGCACUGGCAUUCCGUGCUCAUCCAACGCUUGGGCAAACAAGUCAACUUUACAGUGGACGAGCACAGGCAUCGUUUCCACGCCCAGGGAGAAUUCAGUUACCUACAUCUCGAUUAUGAGAUCAGCUUUGGAGGGAUUCCAGCACCUGGAAAAUCAGUGUCAUUCCCCCAUAAACAUUUUCAUGGGUGUUUAGAAAAUCUCUAUUAUAAUGGAGUGGAUGUUAUUGAUUUGGCCAAGCAACAGAACCCACAGAUCAUCAUUAUGGGAAAUGUGUUGUUUUCUUGUUCAGAACCACAGUCUGUGCCUGUGACUUUUCUGAGCCCCAGGAGUUACUUAGCACUGCCGGGCUCUUCCGGGGAGGACGAGGUUUCUGCCACUUUUCAAUUUCGAACCUGGAAUAAGGAGGGGCUUCUGCUAUUCAGUGAGCUUCAGCUGGUUUCAGGGGGUCUCCUCCUCUUUCUUAAUGAUGGAAAACUUAAGCUGAAUCUCUACCAUCCAGGAAAAUUACCCAGUGACAUCACAGCAGGUGUUGGAUUAAAUGAUGGGCAGUGGCAUUCCAUCUCUUUGUCUGCCAAAAGGAGUUACCUGAGCAUGGUGGUGGAUGGCCAAGUGGCUUCUGCAUCUCCUUCCCUGGGGCCUGAGCAGAUUUAUUCAGGGGGCACCUAUUAUUUUGGAGGUUGUCCUGACAACAGCUUUGGAUCCAAAUGUAAAAGUCCACUUGGUGGGUUUCAGGGAUGUAUGAGACUCAUUUCUAUCAGUCACAAGAUGGUAGAUCUGAUUUCAGUUCAGCAGGAGUCCCUUGGGAACUUCAGCGACCUUCAGAUAGACUCAUGUGGAAUCACAGACAGGUGUUUGCCCAACUAUUGCGAACACGGUGGUCAAUGUUCCCAGUCCUGGGACACCUUUCACUGCAACUGUACAAACACUGGAUACAGGGGAGCAACUUGCCACAACUCUAUCUAUGAGCAGUCAUGUGAAGCCUAUAAGCAUAGAGGAAAUACUUCAGGAUUUUACUAUAUAGAUGCAGAUGGAAGUGGUCCCCUGGAACCAUUUCUUCUAUAUUGCAAUAUGACUGAAACUGCGUGGACCAUCAUCCAGCACAAUGGCUCCGAUGUAACAAGAGUCCGCAGUACCAAUCCAGAGAACCCCUAUGCUGGGUUUUUUGAAUAUGUGGCCAGCAUGGAGCAACUGCAGGCCACAGUUAACCGUGCGGAGCACUGUGAACAGGAGCUGACCUACUACUGCAAGAAGUCACGACUUGUAAAUAAGGAAGAUGGAACCCCUCUGAGUUGGUGGGUUGGAAGAACCAAUGAAACACAAACUUAUUGGGGAGGUUCUUUACCUGAUCCUCAAAAAUGUACUUGUGGAUUAGAGGGGAACUGCAUUGAUUCUCAGUAUUACUGCAACUGUGAUGCUGACCGGAAUGAAUGGACCAAUGACACUGGAUUCCUUUCUUAUAAAGAACAUCUGCCAGUAACCAAGAUUGUGAUCACAGACACCGGACGACCGCAUUCAGCAGCAGCCUAUAAACUAGGGCCUCUGCUCUGCCGGGGAGACAGGUUAUUUUGGAAUUCAGCUUCCUUCAAUACUGAGGCUUCAUACCUUCAUUUUCCUACUUUCCACGGAGAACUUAGUGCAGACGUGUCUUUCUUUUUUAAGACAACAGCUUCAUCUGGGGUAUUUUUAGAGAACCUGGGGAUUACUGAUUUUAUACGGAUAGAGCUACGCUCUCCUGCAGUCGUGACAUUUUCAUUCGAUGUGGGGAAUGGGCCUUUUGAAAUCUCGGUGCAGUCACCCACACACUUCAGUGACAACCAGUGGCACCAUGUUAGGGUUGAGAGGAACACGAAAGAGGCAUCUGUUCAAGUGGAUCAGCUCUCACCAAGGACGCAGCCUGCUCCGGCUGAUGGGCAUGUCCUCCUACAGCUCAACAGUCAGCUCUUUGUGGGUGGAACAGCCACCCGACAGAGGGGCUUUCUGGGAUGCAUUCGGUCUCUGCAGUUGAACGGAAUGGCCCUGGACCUGGAAGAAAGAGCCAAGGUGACUCCCGGAGUGGAACCGGGCUGCAGAGGGCACUGCAGCAGCUACGGGAGGUUGUGCCACAAUGGUGGGAAGUGCAGGGAAAAGCCCAGCGGGUUCUCCUGUGACUGCACCUCCUCUGCAUACGCAGGGCCGUUCUGCUCAGACGAGAUUUCUGCCUAUUUUGGAUCUGGCUCAUCUGUGAUUUACAAUUUUCAAGAAAAUUACUCCCUAAGUAAAAAUUCCAGCUCCCACGCGGCUUCAUUUCACGGUGACAUGAGGCUAAGCAGAGAAACCAUCAAGUUUAGCUUUCGCACCACACGGACCCCGAGCUUGCUGCUCUACGUCAACUCCUUUUAUAAAGAAUACCUUUCAGUUAUCAUUGCCAAAAAUGGAAGUUUGCAGAUCAGGUACAAGCUAAAUAGACAUCAAGAACCCGAUGUUGUUAACUUUGAUUUCAAAAGCAUGGCUGAUGGGCAGCUUCACCACAUAAAGAUUAACAGAGAAGAAGCAGUGGUCUUUGUGGAGAUUGACAAGAAAGUGAGGAGACAAGUCCACCUUGCAUCAGGUACAGAACUCAGUGCGGUCAGAUCCCUUGUACUGGGCAGGAUUCUAGAACACAGUGACGUGGACCAGGAGACGGCACUGGCAGGUGCACAGGGCUUCCUGGGCUGUCUCUCUGCUGUGCAGGUCAGCCACGUGGUCCCGCUGAAGGCCGCUCUGCACCGCAGCCGCCCAGCCCCCAUCACCAUCUCAGGACACGUGACGGAGUCCAGCUGUGUGGCCCAGGCUGGCACUGAUGCCACAUCAAGGGAGAGGACACACUCCUUUGCAGAUCAUUCUGGAGCAAGAGAUGACAGAGGACCCAUCACUAACACAAUCAAGAGUGACUCUGCAGUAAUUGGAGGUUUGGUAGCUGUUGUGAUCUUUAUCUUGCUGUGCAUCACUGCCAUAGCUGUCCGCAUUUAUCAGCAGAAAAGGUUAUACAGAAGAAAUGAGGCCAAAAGGUCAGAGAAUGUAGACAGUGCUGAGGCUGUUUUGAAAAGUGAGCUUAAUAUACAAAAUGCAGUCAGUGAAAAUCAGAAAGAGUACUUCUUCUGA